Molecule: messenger RNA, 3786 nt
Organism: Drosophila montana
Lineage: Eukaryota; Metazoa; Arthropoda; Insecta; Diptera; Drosophilidae
Exons: 6
Coding region: 333-1571 (412 amino acids)
Cellular component (GO): neuron projection
Molecular function (GO): protein binding
Source: RefSeq, a predicted model, not a curated record
UUUGUAUAUGUGUGUGUGUGUCUGUUGCUGAAUGUUGAAUUCGCCCAGUGGCGAAGUGGAAGUUACGUCAAAAGGCGCGACAACAACUACAACAACUGAAACGGAAACAGAAACAACAGCAAGCGACGCGCCAAGCCGUGUGUCAGCCUUUGGCGCGUCUUCCUCUGCCCUGCCGCUGCCCCCGCUGUUGGCCCGAGUUACCGUUUGUUGUAUUUGUUUUUGUUAUUUUUGCUUUCACUUUUUGUUUUCUAUUUAUUUUAUUACCGAUUGCUGAUUUUCAGCCGGCAACGCGGCUCGUGCACGGACGCUUAUGUAAAGUGUAAUAUGGAAGCAUGUCUUCCACAUCCAGCUCCGUGCUAGCGCUGUCAUCGUUCAAUUUAUUAUUUUUCACCCAAGUGCUAACGGUGCUCAGUAUCACCAUCAAGUACAACGAAUAUGCGACAGAUAAAGGCGGAAAUGUUAGCAUACCCUGCAUAGCACAAGGCAAUAUUAUGUGGGUUAUGGAACACGGCAGCAAUAGCACAAUAAUACAGACGGGUCGUAUAUUGGUGUUGCGUAAUGUGAGUACCUCGGAUGGCGGCAUCUAUGUUUGCUUUGCGACGCUGCCAGUGACAACAACAAGAGCAACAUCCACAGCAGGAGCAGCAAUCCCAGCAACAGCAGCAACUACCUCAUCGCAGCAGCAGCAGCAGCAAACCCUGGCAGUGGAACAGGGGGAGGAGCAAGAGCCGAAUGCAGAGGAGGUGGAGGUGGUGGAGCAGGCGUAUCAGGCUUAUCAACGUAUCAAGCUGACGGUGCGCACCACACCUGGCCCGGUGUCGCAGCUUUAUUUCAAGGCCUCCACCAUACUGGGCUUUCUGAUUUGGCGCUUCAAUAAGACUCAAUCCGGUGGCUAUCCUGUGCGCAGCUUUACGGCCGAAUAUCGCAAUGUCUCGUACCGCACGCCGCCGGCGAAUGCCAGCUACGAGCACGAAUGGAUUCGCAUGGAUCCCAUCAAUAUAGCGCCCAAUGUGCGUCAAAUGGAGGUCUAUCGCCUGGCGCCCAACACCACAUACGAGUUUCGUAUAUGGGCCAACAAUGAGCUGGGCAGCGGUGAGGUGGUCACCACCAAUGUGACAACAUUGCCAGAGACCAAGGAGGAGGAUCUCAUACGCCUUAUAAAACCCGACUUAGAUAAUUUCGAUCCACGCAUUUGGAUAGUCGCCGUCAGUAUAGUGCUGGGAACACUUGUGAUAUUAGCCAUUGGACUCUGUAUUGUGCUCUCUAAGGAGUGCUAUCAAUCAACGCAAAUGGAUCUCCAAGAUGGUUGGGACAGCAUUGAGCUUAUACCGAAUAUAAUACUUAAUCCCGGUUUCAGUGAAUCCGAUGAAACCAAGAACAUGCAGCCGUUUACGCGCCACAUUCUUUUUGGCCACACGGGACAGCAAUAUACCCAUAAUGUUGUUAAUGAUGAUGACGACGAUGAUGAUUACGACGAGGAGGAGGAGGAGGAGGAUCUCGAGCCGACAAUGGAAAAGUUCAAGCGCAAAGUUUCGGUAUUCUUUACAGGUCCCACCAUCAAACGUAUUUGAAAGUACAAAGUGCAAUUUUAUGGCUACGCCUAUACAGAUCUAUUUAGGUUGUUGAAUUGUGGCUACGGUUUAACCAAAUAUACAUACAUACAUACGUUUGUACAAUACUCUGUAGAGCUUAUUAUGUUUGUGCAAAAAUAGGCAAAUCAUUUCCUUCGGUUUCAUUUGCCAUUCGACACGAAUAUACCAAUUUUUGAUAAACUAAACGCUAUUCGCUUCAAGGACGCUUCGAGACAAACGCAUUCAAAACUAUUUACUAUCUAUGUAAUUGUUAUUAACAAUUUCUUUUGUGAACUGUCAAGGCGUUCUGCUAAAAUGUGAGCUUCAUCAAGUGCUGAGAUCUUAACAAUUAUUGCUCUGUUCCAAUUUUUCCAGAUUCUUUCGAGAUAACUGAACAGACUAGCGCUCACUUUGUAGCUUAUCGUGAUUAAGAGAAAUACAACUAAAUAUGUUAACAAUUUGAAUUUUUCGAAAAAUUAGUUUAAAGAAAUGUUCAACAUUUUGUGCUCAUAUUUUGGUUAGACACACACACACACACAAACACACACAGACACGCACACACACAUUUCUUCUAAUCAUGUGUAUUUUACAUAAUAAAAAAUAACAAAUAUAUUGCUGUGAUACAAAUUCAAUUGAAGGACAUUAUAAAGAUUUAUUAAUAGCAAAAUCAAAUCGAAAUCUCAUGCACAAAACAAAAAAAAAAAAAAGAAAGAAAAGAAACCACAAAUUCUUGUGUAUUUUAGUUAAGUAGCGAAUUAUUGUUAAUUAUUGUUAAAACAAAGCAUAGUACGUGCAUCACAUAUUUGCUGAAGAUAAUUAUUUUGAAUAUUUUUUUCAAAAUAACCAAAGAGAAUUUAGAAAACUUUUAAGAGUUUUGAAUAGCUGACAACAAGCUGGCGAACAACUAAAUGAAUUAAUUAAAUGCAGUCUCCAGAUCCGUUAAUAUAUAACUAUGAUUUCCUCAAGUCAGAUAAUCAAAAACCAAAACAAAUAAAAUAACAACUAAAUAAAAUCGAAUAACUGUGAAUGAAUUUUAUAAUUGAGCAAAUAUUUUGCACUGUAGCGCGCACCAAAAAGAUACUUAUACAUAUGUACAGUGUACAUUAGUCCCGUAUAAAUGCUCUGAUUGAUUGAAACAUCUGAUUGAUUGUUAGAAACAAGUUUUUUAAAACAUUUUCAAAAUGCCUUGUGCUUUAGUUUGAUUUUGGGGCUACAGGAAACUAAAACGUGUGUAUAAACAUAUAUUAUAUGCAUACAUACAUAUAAACUGUCUAGUUAAAGUAGCUGAAUACAAUUUAUAAAAAAUAACACUGCUUCCACAAAAAUGAAAACAAAAAAAACAGCCCAAAAACAAUGAAAUUGUUAUGAUAUUACUUAUAGAGACACGUUCAGUUGAAUGCAAACAAUAUAAACCAAAUGAGAUUUCAAAACUAGCACACAACUGAGAACUACUCUAAUUGAUUGUAUAAAUACUAUAUAUAGUAUAUAUAUAUAUAUAUAUAUAUAUAUAUAUAUAUAGAUAAUGUUUAUAUACGAAUAUACAAUGUUAUGUGUAUUAUGUUAAUUAAGAAAGACUGUAGCUAACUAUUAAGACAUUUGGCCAGAUUGCUAUGCUUUAAACUAUUCUGCGAUUAUUUUCUAUUAUAUUUAACGAUAUAUUAGCUUAACUGCUCGCCUUUCAGCUAAACUAAAAACUAAAUGAGCAAAAAAAAAAGAAAAAAGAAACAAAAGAAUACGCUAUUGAAUCGAUGCUAUUUCCUAAUGCACACACUUAACUAACUCAUUUCUUUUUAUGAGAAAGGAAUACCCUAAAUACCUAUAUAAAAGCACGCUUAAGCCCUCAACUACGCAUAAGUAGUUAUUGCUUCAAGUUCGUUCAAGAAUCGUUCUGAAUACGCUAAAUUUCCACCCAGUCCGCCGGAAGAAGUCACUGCUCUUUAAUCUUUAAUCAUAACAACAAAUCUGUGGAUAUAGUACGUAAUAAUGUACAUAUAGCCGCACUCAGAUUUUACAAUUCAAAUAACUUCAAAGCUCGAAUGCUUUUUGUAAAUGAACCUUGAAUUAUUUAUAAAAACAACAACGAUUUCCAUAAAAAGCAAUUGAAAACACAAACAAGAAACACUCACAAGCAGACACACCCACUCACACACACACACACACACACAUACGCAAAAAAGUAAAGAAAUAAAAUUAAGUUUACAUGAAGUAAACCAAU